AUGUCUGCCAGGUCCCAUACCCAAAUAUCUAAAAAUGUCAGCCACGCGCGUACGACAUCCUGGUCGUCCGGAUUUUAUAAUAGUAUAAAGAGCAACAAAAGCGAAUCUCCUGAAUCCCGCCAGAUCUCACGUCGACGUGAAUCCAACGUCUCUCUAGCUAGUGUUGACGAAGGCCCCUCUUCCGACCCCCACAGCGCCGAUGCGCUCGAUAUGAUCCGGAACACUUCAAUCGACAUGAGUCGCAAGUCUAGACAACAUGUGCGCAGCCGCUCACAGAACCUGCAGGUCCAGAACUUGGCUCUGCAGGAACCAGAACUGCCUGCCGUAGCCACUCGUCCCGCGACGGUUACUUGGAUGUCACUACCACGAAAGGGCCAAUUGACCCUGCUCGGUCUAUGCCGUGUCUUUGAUUUCUUGCAGAUCGCUUCGCUGCAGGCCUACAUGUUCUACCAGCUCAAAUCCUUCGACCCAAACCUAACCGACUCAGAUGUAGCUACACAAGCCGGUAUUCUGCAAGGUGCCUUUACGGCUGCGCAGUUUGCCACUGCUAUUCCCUGGGGCCGUGUCGCAGAUGCAGAAUGGGGUGGUCGUCGAUUUGUUUUGCUGGUGGGCUUGCUUGGUACUGCUGUGUCGUGUCUGGGUGUUGCUUUUGCGACAUCGUUCGCACAGGCUGUGUUCUGGCGGUCGUUUGGCGGUGCUAUCAAUGGCACUGUGGGCAUUAUCCGUACUAUGAUUGCGGAGAACGUCAAGGAAAAGAAAUACCACUCGCGCGCUUUCUUGAUAUUGCCUAUUGGAUUCAACGUGGCUGCGCUGUUUGGUCCUGUCAUGGGUGGCCUAUUGGCUGAUCCGGUCAAAAGCUAUCCAAUGUUGUUUGGCCCGAAUUCAUCCUUGGGAGGGGAGAAUGGCGUACAGUGGUUGGAGCGCUAUCCAUAUGCCCUGCCCAUGCUUGCCAACUUCGCUUUCCUGUGCAUUUGCGCAUGCCUGGUAGCAUAUGGACUGGAAGAGACUCUCCUCGCCUGUAAGGGUAAGCCUGGCUUGGGGUCAUUCGUAAUGAAACUAUUUGCACGUGGUGUGAAGAAAACAUUUGGCACCUCCUCGACUCUAUACACACGGCUUCCAUUCCGCGAUGAAGACGAGGGCGGACCUCUUCUGAGCCGUGGUGGUAUUGAUAGCACUGAAAGCUAUGAGCUCGGGGAGAAGGCAUCCAGGCCUGUCCGACUCAUUCGUGCUCUGCCUUUCCGAAGAAUCUGGACUAAGAAUGUCAUGUUCACUCUGUUAGCUCAGGCCUUCUUUGACUUUCAGAUGGGAGCAUUUAACAAUCUCUGGUUACUUUUCCUGUCAACUCCUCGCUAUGACCCGAACGAUCCGGCCAGCCCUGCACGGAGCUUACCUUUCGGCUUCACCGGUGGAUUAGGUAUGCUCCCCCAAAGUGUUGGCUUCGCUACUGCCAUUCUGGGCAUCAUUGGCAUGGCCCUUCAAUUCACCAUCUACCCCACUAUAAACGGUCGUCUGGGCACUGCCAAGAGUUAUCAGUACUUCCUCGCACUCUUCCCAAUCGCAUAUGCUCUAGCACCAUAUAUCUCCUUGGCCCCGUCUACAGUCCCACCUCCCGGCCAAGCUAACGGCCCCUGGAUAUGGGUCGGAAUCGUCAUCGUCCUCUUCUUCCAAGUCACCGCUCGAACCUUCACUCUCCCCACCUCUAUCAUCCUCUUGAACAACUGUUCACCCCAUCCAUCGGUUCUAGGUACCAUCCACGGUAUCGGCCAGUCCGUGUCAUCUGCAUUCCGAACCCUUGGCCCAAUAUUAUCGGGUGCAUGGUACGGCUAUGGUCUGGAUAUCGGCGUGAUCGGCUUCGCUUGGUGGAUGAUCGCUUUGUUCUCCGUCUUUGGUUGCUUUGCUGCCAUAUAUGUUUACGAAGGAUCCGGUCAUGAGAUUCUUCUUCCUGGCGAGGAAGAAGAUUUUCAUGAAUAG
Penicillium taxi is the source of this 1971-nucleotide messenger RNA. Its product is annotated as putative MFS transporter. Gene Ontology annotation, molecular function: transmembrane transporter activity. NCBI's taxonomy places the organism in Eukaryota, Fungi, Ascomycota, Eurotiomycetes, Eurotiales, Aspergillaceae. Gene Ontology annotation, biological process: transmembrane transport. The transcript is spliced from 2 exons. The record is from RefSeq and is a predicted model, not a curated record. Bases 1 to 1971 code for a protein of 656 amino acids.